Salarias fasciatus (jewelled blenny) is the source of this 1574-nucleotide messenger RNA. RefSeq names its product mitochondrial uncoupling protein 2-like. The record is from RefSeq and is a predicted model, not a curated record. Gene Ontology annotation, biological process: transmembrane transport. The coding region runs from base 342 to 1289 and encodes 315 amino acids. The transcript is spliced from 6 exons. Lineage: Eukaryota; Metazoa; Chordata; Actinopteri; Blenniiformes; Blenniidae.
UGUCAGGUGUGAGUGAGUGUGUGUGAACUUGUGCGCAGGGAUGUUUUCUGGUGCUCGCCUCUCCGCUGGCUAUAUAGUCUGGAGCGCCUUUGCGCGCCAUGGCGCAGCCGGAGGACGGUGACGGAACCAGGCGUCCUCCUCGAGGCAGCUGCUGCUCUGGAGCUGCUUUCCGGACAUGAAGCCUUGAAAAUCCUGCUGAUCAGAUAUUUCAGGUGUAGGAAGCUCACCCGGACAUAAAAGCUGCUCUGAGGCGCGCGGACUCUGCUCUCGGGCGUUUUUACGCGCGCGGCUCUCUUCUCCUCCUCCUCCUCCUCCUUUUAAAGCCAGCCGCCGGUGGGAUCAUGACCGGGGGCGCAGCAGCUGACCGGACUCCCUCCGUGGCAGUGAAGAUCUUCUCGGCGGGCUCGGCGGGGUGCGUGGCGGACCUGGUCACCUUUCCUCUGGACACGGCCAAAGUGCGCCUGCAGGUCCAGGGGGAAUCCGGCCUCUCUCCAAAGGGCCAGCGGGCCGGGCACAGGUACAGGGGCGUGUUCGGCACCAUCUACACCCUCGUGAAGGCGGAGGGGCCGGCCAGCCUGUACAGCGGCCUGGUGGCGGGGCUCCACCGGCAGACGUGCUUCGCCUCGGUCCGGAUCGGCCUGUACGACUCCAUGAAGGAGCUCUACAGCGGGGGGACGCAACACGCAGGAAUCCUCCCCCGGCUGCUGGCGGGCUGCACCACGGGCGCCAUGGCGGUGGCGUUUGCGCAGCCCACCGACGUGGUGAAGGUCCGCUUCCAGGCUCAGAGCCGGCUGCCCGAGAGCUCGGCCAAGAGGUACAGCGGCACCCUGGAGGCCUACAGGACCAUCGCCAGGGACGAGGGCCUCCGAGGACUCUGGAAAGGGUGUCUGCCGAACGUGGCCCGCAACGCCAUCGUGAACUGCUCGGAGCUGGUGACCUACGACAUUAUCAAGGAGCUCAUCCUGAAGUACGGCCUGAUGACAGACAACAUGCCGUGCCACUUCACCGCCGGCUUCGCGGCGGGCUUCUGCACCACCGUGGUGGCGUCGCCGGUGGACGUGGUGAAGACCCGCUACAUGAACUCGGUGCCCGGGCAGUACAGCAGCGCCGUGCACUGCGCCCUGACCAUGCAGUUCAAAGAGGGGCCCACGGCGUUCUACAAGGGCUUCAUGCCCUCGUUCCUUCGCCUGGGAUCCUGGAACAUCGUGAUGUUUGUGAGCUUCGAGCAGAUUAAGAGACUGGUGGUGAGACUUCAGCGGUCCUGUGAGGCCUCGCCCGGCCCGGCCUGAGGGCGUCUUCUGCUGCUCCUCCUCAGGGGAAACGACAAGAAGCUACAGCCAGCUGCUUUUCUAAUGUCUGUACUGUUUUUAACCCGUCUUCCUUCGCUGGACGCCUCUGGACACUUGUGGCUUUCUGGGAUGGAAAUGUUUCUUCCUCCAGCGAUGAAGCAGACAGUCGGUCACGACAGAAACCUGUUCAGAGAAAUGAACGCAGAGCUGCUGACGCUCGCCGCUUCAAGUCAUUUAUUUCUACACACAAACCUUCACAUGAUGAAAGACAUUCUGUUUCUGGGU